AUGGCAGGAUGGGUAACAAUGGCCAGCUGGCGUUCUGAGACGCGUAAAAAUAUUACUUUGGGGGAGAAAUCCCGAGAACCAAAGUUCAAACUCCGAAUCUCCAUUCGGAAGACUCAUCUCAUUUCAACCUACAGAGGAAUAGGUCUGGCCGUCGUCAAGAUACUGCUCGACACAUUCAAUGUUAAUGUGGCCGCGAUUUCCCGAACCCGCACACCUGAAUUAGAGACACUGUUGUCAGACAACCUUCUACAUAUUCAAUGCGACGUGUCCGAUGAACCCUCGCUGGUUCGGGCCAUCUUGCAGGUGGAACAACAUUUCAGUCAUAUUGAUGGGCUUGUUUUGAAUGCUGCCGUGGUGGAACCCAUGUGCCGUAUUGGGGAUUCUACCCCUCUGUCUUCCUGGAAAACGCAUUUUGAUGUCAACUUUUUCUCCUUAAUCACUGCUGUCAGAGCAGCGCUGCCCGCGCUGAGACGGAGCGAUGUCGGUGGUAGGAUCAUCUUUGUCAGUUCCGGUUCUGCCGUCAAAGGAACACCGGCGUGGGGACCUUAUAAUGCAUCCAAGGCAGCUAUGAAUAGCCUUUGCAGAACCUUGUCUGAAGAGGAAUCGAAAGUGACUUCAGUUGCUCUCAGGCCUGGUGUUGUCGACACAGAUAUGCAAGCUAUGCUGAGAACCACCGGCGGCGAGAGCAUGUCUGCCAAAGACUAUCAGAAAUUCCUAAAUUACCAUACCAGCGGCGAACUUCUGUCUCCAGAUCUACCUGGUCGUGUAAUAGCCGCCCUUUCUCUGCAAGCACCUGCAUCUUUGAGCGGGCGAUUCGUCAGCUGGAACGAUGAGUCCUGCACGCCCUUCAGAAGUUAA
Molecule: messenger RNA, 858 nt
Organism: Guyanagaster necrorhizus
Lineage: Eukaryota; Fungi; Basidiomycota; Agaricomycetes; Agaricales; Physalacriaceae
Product: NAD(P)-binding protein
Exons: 5
Coding region: 1-858 (285 amino acids)
Cellular component (GO): intracellular anatomical structure
Molecular function (GO): oxidoreductase activity, acting on NAD(P)H, oxygen as acceptor
Source: RefSeq, a predicted model, not a curated record